Messenger RNA from Periophthalmus magnuspinnatus, 2598 nucleotides. RefSeq names its product centromere protein T (gene cenpt). Gene Ontology annotation, molecular function: protein heterodimerization activity; DNA binding. NCBI's taxonomy places the organism in Eukaryota, Metazoa, Chordata, Actinopteri, Gobiiformes, Gobiidae. Gene Ontology annotation, cellular component: kinetochore. The coding region runs from base 215 to 2572 and encodes 785 amino acids. The record is from RefSeq and is a predicted model, not a curated record. Gene Ontology annotation, biological process: mitotic cell cycle; chromosome segregation; kinetochore assembly. The transcript has 13 exons.
CAAACUUCAAAAUACGCGGGAUAAGGGCAGUAAGGGCUACACACGAAGUCUUACUGAUUUAGGAUAAAUCUAAUUCUAAAUGAUACAGCCGCUUAAUUAUUUUAGACUGUUGCACAGAGCUGUCUUUUGUUGAUUCUCGUCUUCUGGGCUUGUGAUUUUUGGAGAUUUCCUGCCGUCCAUGAUAACAGUUACCUGAAGUUUACGUCUCGUCCAAAUGGAUUCAAGCGAAGAUUUGUCCGCUCGGGUCCUGUUAAACCACAUCCUAAACGUCGAGCCACCCAGGACUCCUCUAACCCGCAGUGUUGCAGCCAAAAGCAGUGCUCCCAGGCGCAGUGGUAGAAAAAGCAAUGACCCGGGCGCGCACACUCCACAGGGGAUGCUGAGGCGAAGUUUGAAAAAUAAAAUGCGGGAGAGUAUUUCCAGCAAGGCAAUUCCCAGUAAAGGAAGAACUGCAUCUACUGUGUUAAAAAGGACUCCAGGUCAACCCUCCAUGCUCUUUGAUGAUGGUGAUACACCAAGGCAAAUAUUCAAGAACAUCCUGCUUACUGAGCCUGUUAAAUCCCCUGUAGUUAAUGAGCAUGUUACGUCACAGGAACAACUACCCAAUCAGCCCUCUCCAGACUCCAGUCUACAAAGCAGACAGCCUAGUAUUGAACUCUCAGGACUGGAGCUUUCUGAUUUAACUUUUGGUAAUAUUGAAACCACUGUAAAAAGACUCAAUCGAAAGCGGCCCCAUUGUAGUCUAAAUGUUACUGCAUUUGAAAAACGCCUCAAAGGAGAAAAAGAUGUAGCAGAAGAAGAAUCAUUAGAAGAUCACUCUUCAUUAUCUUUGUCAAGCUCCACAUCACUGAGUCUUAAGACGCCUUUUAUUGAUGUUCGCACGGAGAGAAAGGCUCUACAGAGAAAAGGAUCCAACCACAGAAAGUUCUCAGAGGAAGACUUUGGAGCCGCUGUAGAUAAAAGAGAAAUGGGAAACCACCAUGGCACAAGUACUUCAUCCCCUGGCCAACGUGGUGAAACCUGCUCUGAAGGUUUUACUUUGGGCCUAAGCAAAAUCAGUGAACCUGAUAUUACUACAGAUAUUGUCCACUGUAAUACUGCACUCUAUGCCCAAAAUGAUGGCUUUAUGUCAAAUUAUUCAACACUUGGAACACAAGAUAAGCCCACAGUUAUGGCAUCCCAGAUUCAGAGAGACUUGAGGGAGCAGCUGGAUAUUCCUCAGCAGCCCUAUUCAUUUCAAUUGGAAGAAAAUACUAUGGCAGAGGUCCAUGACCAAAUCCAGUCCUUAUCAACUCACACUGACAUGCCUGAAGUCUCGGGUAAGGAUGCACCAUGCCUGCCUGAACAGGAGAAAAGUAAAGGAAACCGCACUUUUGAUGUUGGUGAUCUGGCAGAGUUGGAAAAGUUGGACGGUGUAGAUGAUCACAACUCUGGGGAGUCCAAUUCUCAAACAGGAACAAACAACAAUGCUGGAGCAGUGACAUCUUCUCAAAGUGGGGAUGAAGUAGACAUUCAAAGUGAAAAUCUUGGUGAGAGUGUGGAUGUCAAAGAGCCCAAACAGAAGGAUCCUGCAACUGAAGAGCAAAGUCACCAAAUUAAUGAUGAAGAAGCUGUGCAUGAAGAAGAGAUGCAGUAUGAAGAGGAAAAUGAGGAUGAGGUAGAGAAUGAAAAGGAUGAAAAUGCAGGAAAAGGAAGUGAGGAAGAAGAGGGGGUGGAAGAGGCUGAAUCUGAUAUGGGUGAUGUUGAAGAGGGUGGAGAGGAGGCAGAUAAUGCUGUGGGAGACUUUGAGGAUGACAGAAUGGUGGAGGCAUACUCACAGGAGGAUGAAGAUGGAAAUUCAGGACACAUCAUUCGAAGAAUGGUGUGUACAGAUGAAGUGAUGCCCAUCCAAAAUACUGAUGCUGAUUUUCCAGACAACACUGAAGCUGAAAGUUAUGAUAUGGUUGAACCCUCAAUUUACAAAGACAUUGAAGCUGACCCCACUAAGAUUAAGGAAAACACAUUUCAGGAAAGCAGUCCAUCAGAUGAAGUUGAACAGGUGGAAUACUCUGGGGGGGAGGAGGAGGAGGAGGAGGAGGGUAAUGAUGAUUUCCCUGUUAAGACACCUGCAUUUGUCAAACAAAAAAGGAAUUUCUUAAAUUAUGAUCCACAGGCUUCGCCUUUUGCUCCCAAGAAUAUUCAGCCCAGUGAUGCAGGUCCAAAAUCUAAACAAAAAGCUCAGAGGAAACCCAGAUCUCCAAAGAGUGAUCCAAGCCUCCCCAAAAGCUACCUGAUGAAUGUGUUUAAGCAUUUUGCCAAAACAAAAGUCUCGACAGAUGUCUAUCCUGUUCUAAAAGAUGUAAUGGACAAGUUUUUUGAGCGUCUAGCAAAAGACUUGGAGGCAUAUGCUCUACAUGCAAGGAGAUCCACAAUAGAUGUUGCAGAUUGUGAACUUUUACUAAGAAGACAGGGCCAGGUUAAUGAUAAGGUUCCAGUGGAAGUUCUCAUUGAAAAAUAUCUUCGCAUGGAACAGCGCAAGAUUUUGAUUCCAGUUGCAACAAGUGGAAAUGUGGUUUUUCCUAAAAGAAGAUAAAUGUUUUCAUAUUAACGUGUAGAAAG